GACGCGGCCCCCGCCCAGCGGCACGGUGAGGGGCCGCCCCAGGGCCGUGCGGGGGCCGUGCGCGCCCCCUUCCCGCGGCCGGGAGGGGCUCCCGGGCAGCCCGGCCGGCCCCACGGCGCUGGGUGCCGGAGGUAGCGCCGCGCAGCCUGUGCUGACGGAGCGACCGCCGGCGGCUCCCCCGGCUCCUGCGGCGCUGCCCCGGCCCACGCGGGGCCCCGGCGCCGCUCGCCCCCGGCCGGCCAGGGUCGCCAGAACGGCGCUGGCGCUUCUGCUCGGCGCGCCCUGCGGAGCCGCCGCCGUUUUCUGGAUGCGGGCGCAGGGGCGGCUCGGGGAGACGCCGUACGGCAGCGGGCGGGCAGCGCCGCCGCGGGGCACCGCCGUGAGGGGCGAGCUGCGCCUGGGGCCGGAUGUUGACCUGAAAGCAUGUCAGGAAGCUUUGGAUCACUGCUGUCCACGCCAAGGAGAUGAUCAGCUGGAACUGCAAGAGAAGGAGGAAGAAGACAUAAAUCAAAGAAACCACAACCAUCUAUAUUCCCUUCUAGAGGGCUAUUUACAGCUUCUGUCAUCGCAGAUGGAAAACUUGCUAGAGGUGGGUUUACUGAAAGAUAUGCAAGUUGCUACUUCUAGUAGAAGCCAAGACCCAUCAUCCUCACACCACAAUAUAAGUUUCAUCCAGACACAUCACCAGUGUUUCAGUCCUCGUGAUGCCACGAUACUAAGUACAGACUACCCCACUCAAUCAAAUUCAGAAACACAUUUACAAAGGCAAGAGUCUUUUCCUCAGUCAACCACUAAUAUCACAAAUCCAGAAUCAUUACUUCAUGGGUCGGAUCUGACAGGGCUGUUUUCAGUUGAUGACAUCAGAAACCUAAUAGCCCCUGAUGGUAAUUUUGAUGAAAUUAAAUUCAUGGUUUUGGCUUUGGAGGAAGGCUUUCAUCCUAGAGAAGUUUCUCAGCUCUUUGAAGAAGCUGGCUCAGAUUCAGGACUGUCUUUGAAUUCGAAUCAUAGCACCACCUCUUACUCAGUCUGUAGUGAAGGUGCUUUUGGGUACAGCAGUGAUGUUAAAUCUGCUUCUUCACAUGGCUUAGGAGCUGUUGGUAGCCAUUGCCAAGAACACACUAAAUAUGGCCACGUGGAAUAUCCAGGUGAUUCAGAGUGUUCUAGAGAAGCGACACUUGAGCAGUUUCUUCAUACCCACACUUAUAAUCAGCUGCCAGGUCAACCAGCAUCCACUCCAGAGCAUCAUCAACAGAUGCAGAUGAAGAAACCAAACAAAGUAAAGGGUAAGUGCCCCAAUUCUACUGAUACAAACCCUAGCAGCGAUGAAUGCCAUGCAGAAGCUCUGAGAAUACCGUUUUCAGAUGAUGAAAUUGUGAGCAUGCCUAUGGACUCUUUCAAAACCUUGCUAGCAAAGAACCACCUGACAGAUACUCAGGUAUUACUUCUACGUGACAUCAGACGAAGAGGAAAAAACAAGGUCGCAGUUCAAAAUUGUCGUAAACGCAAACUGAAUGCAAUUCUUAGCUUGGAAGAAGAUGUGUGUAACCUUCAGACACAAAAGGAAAGCCUUAAAAAGGAGCACUCUCAGUGCAGCAGAUCAAUCAGGCAGAUGAAGCAAAAAUUAAACAACUUGUACCGUGACAUUUUCAGUAGAUUGAGGGACGACCAGGGUAGACCUGUUAACCCACGCCAAUAUGUCAUUUGUUGCCAUAGUGAUAGCAGUGUUUUCAUAAUGCCCAAACACUUUGUCACAUCAAAACAGAAACAAGACAACAAAAAAGAGCAGAAACAAAAAUAAGAUGGCUGAAGAUCUAUUAGGUUUUAUUUUCCUGAAAGCAUAACAAUAUUUACGUGAAGACCGGAGGUCAUUGACUACAAUAAUACACGCAGAAAAGACUACAUUUGAGAAGACUGGAUGUUCAAGGGUCUGGCAAACCCAACUGACUGAUCUGUUAGAAGGGCUGCCAGCUGAGGCUUCCAGAAUGAUGAAAUCUGUUUUAAUUAGAAUUAAAGGAGCUAGGCCAUUGGUGUAAGCGUAGUUAUAUAGACCUGUGUAAAACUAGGAAUUCUGGUGAUGGGGGAAGGAGGAGAGCAUUAAUGGGGAAAAAAAGCAAGCUUUAGAUCAAAGAUACACGUAGAAGAAAAAUGUGGUUUCAGUACCUGAUUCUUCAUACACAAAGUGACCUUAUUUUAUUCUUUUUUAGCACUGAAAGAAAAACUGUAGCUCAAUUUAAUCUUCACCUUAAAUUCACUGUGGGUUUAUGUAUUCCUAAGAGAUACUCUGUGCUUUGCAUUUGUUCAGAGCUGUUCUGCUUUUCCUAGUUUCCCUUUG
Molecule: messenger RNA, 2332 nt
Organism: Falco peregrinus (peregrine falcon)
Lineage: Eukaryota; Metazoa; Chordata; Aves; Falconiformes; Falconidae
Gene: NFE2L3
Product: NFE2 like bZIP transcription factor 3
Biological process (GO): regulation of transcription by RNA polymerase II
Cellular component (GO): nucleus
Molecular function (GO): DNA-binding transcription factor activity, RNA polymerase II-specific; RNA polymerase II cis-regulatory region sequence-specific DNA binding
Source: RefSeq, a predicted model, not a curated record